UCCCAAUCUCUCAGCAGCAGCAACAAGGGAACAAGGACAGAAUGGUGCGAUUCAUCUCCUACCGCUCCGAAGCGCACCCGACCCCAACGAUCGGCAUAAUGUCCGGCUUCGAGGCACAGGCCCCUCCCCCGGCAUCUCCAUUCAGCACCGGGCACCUGUCCGACCCAGACGCGUCCAACGAGACCGUCACCGCGGCGACCUUUCCCGAUGGCAGCGUGAUCACGAGCCUGCACCUCCUCGUCGCGGCGUGGGGCGAUAUCAACGGCCAGGUCGGCACCACUGGGCCCGCUGAGCGCCUCGCGGACGUGGAGAUCCUCGCGCCGCUGCGGGGGCGGGACGUGCUCUGCGUCGGCAAGAACUACAAGGCGCACGCUGCCGAGUUUCAUAACUCGGGAUUCGAUAGUAGUGAUACCAAGGCGCAGCCUGACUUUCCAGUCAUCUUCACGAAGCGCGCGUCGUCCAUUGUGCCGACCAAAACGGACAUCUACCCCCACCCAGGGGUGACCGACACGCUGGACUACGAGGGCGAGCUGGCAGUGAUUAUUGGCGUAGGCGGCGCGAGCAUUAAGAAGGAGGACGCGUGGAGGCAUGUGUGGGGCGCGACGAUUGUCAAUGAUGUGACCGCCCGCGAGCGCCAGCGCGACCACAAGCAGUUCUAUAUCGGCAAGUCGCUCGACACGUUCUGCCCCAUGGGGCCGUACGCUGUCCCCGCGACCGACCUCGACUGGGACAACAUGACGCUCGAGACGCGCGUCAACGGUGAGGUGCGGCAGGAGCAGGCGACCAACGAGCUCAUCUUUGACAUUCCGACGCUCAUCGAGACGCUCAGUCUCGGCAUCACGCUCCAGCCCGGCGACGUGAUCGCGACGGGCACCCCGCUGGGCGUGUGCCUCUCCACUGGGGUGUUCCUCAAGCCUGGCGACCGGGUGGACGUCAGCAUCACGGGCCUGGGCACGCUGAGCAACGUCGUUGGCAAGCCUGACGUGCCGCCGACCAUUGCGCCGGUGGUGGAGGAGCCUGCGCCUGCCCUGCCUCCCGCUCCAGCGCCAGUCAAAGACGCCGGACUUGUCAACCUCCCUUCUGGCGCGGUCCACGUCUACCAACCGGCGCCGUUCAACCCGAACAUUCCGACAGUGGUGCUUCUGCACGGCCUAGGCGGCUGGCAUAUCAACUUCCUCCCCCUGAUUUCGUGGUCGCAUCUUGACCGGCGCCAUAAUGUUGUCGCGUUCGACCUGCCGGGUCUCGGACUCAGCCCGAAGGGCAAGCAGCCACCAUCAAUCGAGUACUAUGUGCAGAUUCUGGAGGAGCUGGUCGACCACUUGAGCCCCAAGAUGCUCAAUUUGAUCGGACAUGACCUCGGUGGUCUCGUGGCCACCACAUUCGCUGCAAAGUACCCGGAAGUAGUCUCGUCCGCAGUCCUCAUUUCACCACUCAGCGCGUCAGCGAGCCAGGCAGGGAUGCUGCAAGACUUGGCCAACACCGUGCGACAGGGCGGCAUGGGCCCCGUAGCCUCGGACCUGACACGGAGUAGUGUCACGCCUGGGAAGAACGACAGCUGGGGCCAAGAGUCCUCGCUGGCCUUGAACAACAUCACGGCGUCAAUCUUAUCUCAGAACCCCGAGAGCUUUGCUGGGGCCGCCGAGGCGGUCAUCCGCGCCACGAACCCGGACUACAGCCAGAUCAAGAGCCGAACGUUGAUCGUCGCGGGGGCGGGGGACGAGCUCACGCCCGAGUGGCACACCGAGGAGGUUGCCAAGGCGAUCACCGGCGCGCGGGUCGCGACGGUCAAGGACGCCGGGCACUGGGCGCUGCUGGAGGACGUGUUCAACACGGCGGACGUGCUCAUGGACUUCAUGUAGCUUUUUGUCCGAGUGGAGGGUCGGCGCCGGACAUUGGGAAUACGGCGCCGAAACCCCGCCAAGCGCUCAAAACCCGCAGCGAAAAGUGCACACGGGUC
Molecule: messenger RNA, 1957 nt
Organism: Vanrija pseudolonga
Lineage: Eukaryota; Fungi; Basidiomycota; Tremellomycetes; Trichosporonales; Trichosporonaceae
Gene: yisK
Product: putative protein YisK
Exons: 7
Coding region: 42-1859 (605 amino acids)
Molecular function (GO): acetylpyruvate hydrolase activity
Source: RefSeq, a predicted model, not a curated record